CUGCGAUUUAUAACUCAACUUGCAUAUAUCUACCCAUUGGAUUGCCUAAUCCGCCAAAACUCUACCCAGAGCCAACCAUUUAUCUUUACCUACCAGAGGUCAAUUUCAUCGCCUAAUCCCUUUAGUCAUGUCUGAAGACGCCAACGCCACCAGUCCGGCUCCCCCAGCAUAUACAUCAUUUCCGCUCCUCCCUGAGGCAGGAGAAGCUCCAAAACCUCUAUCCACACUCCUCAAAAGCACUCUACAGAAGGUUACGGCCGCUUCCACCGCAGUGCAGAAUGCGCUAACCUCAACGGAGCCGCCACUUCCCGCUGCGUCCGAGGCUCUUUCACCGGUGCACAGCGCUGUCAGCCACGAGUCGGACAUGUUUAGGACAAAGCUUUCGCCCGAGACCUAUGAACAGCCAUUCCCAGAGGCCUACGAACCGCUGUUUUCAUCCCCAGGCCAAGCCACAUCGCAAGAUAGAAGCCUCAACGCAGAAAGACUAAAUCCUGAAAAACUCAACCUGGAGGGGAUUCAUAUACCUGAAAGAGAUCACAACCCAGACGGAACUCACAGCCCCAGCCACGACCUUGACGCUUCCAGCCUCACUCCAUCGAGAUCUCUCCGGAUCCAAACCGACUCGAACAAGCUUUUGUUUACGGAAGUACAGCCACUGGUGCAGCCGCGAAUAACGGCGGUCAAUGUGACCACGGACCUUCAGCCCGAGGAUGUCCGCCUGCUGACGCCCGACUUUGAGCCGUCGUCACUCCAGCUCAUUUCCCAAAUCUUCAAGAAGCUCCCCAACGAUAUCGAGCUUUCUGACGAUUCAGACAGCGACGGCGCCUCUAUUGCCAACUCCUCCGCCUUUUCGAUCAUGGGAAAAAGCGUCGCUGCGUCUGCCAACACGAAAGAACCGCAGAGCCGCAACCCGCUCAAGGAAGGUGGGAUCGGCCGCAAACACUGGAUGCAAGACGAGUUCGCCACGCACUGUCUCAACUGUAAGAAGGUGUUCCGCACAUUCCGUCGCAAGCACCACUGUCGCUUCUGUGGGCAGAUCUUCUGCGGCCAGUGCACAAUCUUUAUUGCGAACAAGAACGCCGAGAACGGAAAAAUGCGCGUGUGCAAGCCGUGCUACAACGACGUGAUUAUCUAUCUUAGUGAUGACUCCGACGAGGAACCAGAGGUAAAGAUCAACUCAGGAACGGACGAUCGGAGACGGCGUCGUGACACUGACAGCAACUUCCUGAGCACUCUCCGUCUCGACCGCCAGAGGACACCAAGUACCGCCGAUAUGAAGAGCAACGGCAGUGGGGAGCAUGUGUUUGUGCCUGCCCCCACUCCCCCACCCCAGAUGGCCAUUCCAACCACUCGUAAGGGCGAGUCUGUGGAGAUUCCCGUGAGUCGGAGCUCAAAGAACCUCGCAUCGUCCGUGUCCAGCUACAAGAAGCGGCAUCCGCGGUUCCAGAGCGAGGUGUUCAAGUAUUGGGAGGCGCCGGAGAUGCGACCGCAGAAUACCGGGGGCAGUUUCAAGGGGACGUCGCUUGAGUCCAGCUUCCUAGCGUCGUCCAAGCAUCCCAAACACCCCGGCCUCUUUCCAGGCUCCUCGUCUUCGGAGGAAGAAGAGGUGUCAGACGAGCUUUCAGGGUCGGAGGACGAACAGGUCAUGACGUUGUAUCUGUCAUUAAAUGUGCCGCGCGCGGAUUCGAGCAUGCUCUUCGCGCGCGACGACUUUGACGAUGGCAAGGGCUACACCAUUCGCUCGCACGAGCGCGCGCACGCAUCGUUGCUCCGCAUGAAGUCGCGACGCAAGAGCAAGAGCGUGAGCCAGGCGCAGCCAAUUGAUAACGGAAUCUUUACCGCCUCUGCGUUCACGGGCCCAAAGUGGGACACCAGUGCCAGUCCGAUGAAGAGUACCCCGAUAAGGUGGGAGGGCAUGGGUCCGAAGCGGGAAGCACCAAGUCCCAUGAAAAGCGACUUUAGCCCCAUUAAAGGGGACGCCACUAACCAACGAGACCUGAAUACCACUACGCCGAAAAGGGAGUUCUUCCUGUACGCCAGCCAGCGGGACUUUGUCCCGGGUGCUAGGCUGAAAUCAGUCUCUUCUAUCGCCCUCAACCGCACGACCGAUGGCGAGACCGAUUCCCCUCACGUGCGGUUCACCCCAACCGUCGACGACGCCCUCUCUGACACCUUCGAUGCCCACUUGAGCCAGCUUAUGCUCCAAUGCCUUGGGGAUGGCCACCUCGACGAGCAGGUGUGGGUGGAUAGCUUGGCGCCGCUCAUGAAUCGCGUCGGCGACAUUGACGUCGGCGACACUUUAGACAUCAAGCAGUACGUCAAAGUCAAACGUGUUCUCGGGAACACGCCGCAGAGCUCUGAGGCUAUCGACGGUGUCGCCAUAACCAAGAAUGUCGACCUCAAAGCGAUGCCAUCCAAGCUCACCAAUCCAAAGAUUGCCCUCGUGAUGUUUCCUAUCGAAUACACCAAAAAUACCGACCAGUUUGUUACGUUGGGCAUGAUAUCAUCCCAGGCCGCGGUGUACGUGAACAAUAUUGUCCAGCGCUUGGUGUCGUUGAAGCCAGACGUGAUUCUCUGCGGUAGCGCCGUCAACUUGUACGCAGCCGAGGCGUUCUGUAAGGCGGGCAUCGCGGUGGUGUCGCACGUCAAGCCCCAGGUGAUCGAGCGCCUCUCGCGCUACUCCAGGGCCAGCAUCCUCUACUCGCUCAACGACUUGUUCUUCAAGUUCUGCACUCUCGGGGCAUGUCGCCUGUUCGAGGUGCGGCGGUUUGUGUUCCGGGGAACCGUCAAGACAUAUCUCUUCAUCCAGGGCUGCGGUUACGAGGCUGGCUUCACGAUGGUGCUUAGGGGUGGAGACGAGGCGUUGCUUGAGAAGGUCAAGUACACGUGUGACUCGAUGAUCAUGGCGUACUUUAACCGCAAGUUCGAAAAGAGCUUGCUCUUGAACCAAUCACUGGGGUUUGAACCAAACUUGCCGCUGGAGUCAACACCCGUACCCGAUGCCAUUGACGGCACUCUGCCCGGUUUCUUCGAAGACUACAUUGUUUCCUUUCGGCAGCGGUUGUUGUCAAUUUCCCCUGGGAUCAAGUUUCCGCUCCCCCCAAUCUUGGUCAGCGCGAAGGAGGCGGAAAAGGCGCUUCUUUCCUUCGAAGCGUUGCUGAAGACAAUCGAGAGUCUUCGGGAGGUGUCUCUGGAGGCGGUUCAGUUGCUAGGCUUGGACAUAGACACCCAACUGUUGCCAAACAAGGAGCAGGACUUGUUGAAGAUUUACAAGUUUGUCUGUGGCUUCCGACUCAGGCUCCUCCGGGACGAGUUUUCGUGGCGGAGCAGGAUCUGGACGAGCUGCAUGAACAACCCGGCGUACCAACUCCUUCCGUUCUGCCACAAGAAUAUCACGUUGCUUUACUCGAUGGUCUCCACCCGCAACGCUACCCCGUGCAAGGGCCCGUCUACGCUUAACAUCAACUACUACACGCACCAUGACUCCAGCUUGGGCCAGUUUAUCGACCAGACCGUGGCGGAGGCUGGCAAGCUCUGCGAUGAGUGCGGAAAUCCUUACAUCGAGCAUUUCAAGAGCUUUGUGCACAACACCGGCAAGGUUGAUAUUGUGCUCGAGCGGCUCAUGAACAACAGCACCGAUCACGAGCGUUUGGACACACGCGUGAUGUGGAGCUUCUGCAAGCAGUGUCAUCUCGCGACGCCGAUGGUGAAUAUGAUGCCCGAGACGUAUCGUUACUCUUUUGGAAAGUACCUUGAGUUGUCGUUUUACAGUGAAGGGGUCAGGUUGAGCAACUCCACCUGCACUCACGACUUUUACCGCGACCACAUCCGCUACUUUGGCUUCAACGCAUUGGUGGUGCGCAUGGAGUUUUCUGCGGUGGAGACCCUCGAGGUGGUGAUCCCGAAGAAGCAGUUGGAGUGGAAACCCGAGUUGGACAUUGCGUUAAAGAUCGAGGCACUCAAGCAGGUGGAGGUGCGCACAAAACGGUUCUUCAGUAGCAUCAUGUCGCGGUUGAACCGUCUCAAGUUGGUUGAUCGCGUGGAGGAGGGAAUAUCCAUCAUUGCGAAGCUCAAGGAUAAGGCAAGGGAACAGUUGCUGCAGAUCGAGGUGGAAACACGGGAGUUGUACAACGGAACGCUCCCGACGGUGCACCUUCCGCUCAACUCGAUCAUCCGAUCGGUCCAGGAGCUCAGUGUAGAGUGGGACGCGGACUUUAAUGACUUUGAACGGGAGUUUUUGCCGAGUGAGAAUGAUAUUACCCGGAUUACCCAGUUCCAUUUGAAAAACUACUUGUUUGACAAGUACAUCGACUUCAAGAAGGAGGACGAGCUAGAAAGAAAGGAAAAAACUGAAAACACAGACGGGUUAGAAGAGAAGGCGGAGGGAUUAGAAAUAGAGAGACAAGAGACAGGAAGGAAAGAAGGGGUGACGCAUACAAGGGAUGUGGAACAAGAGCAGAAAACCCAGGGCAUUGCUAUGCCUGUAAUCGCCCUUCCAGAUAGCGUGGCGACGAGUGACGAAGCACAGAUUAGUCUUAUGAAUACCCAAAAAGUGCUCAAGGGAGUUCCAGAAAAGUCUACAGAAGUGCCACCUGUUGAACAGCCAACCGAGCAAGACUCACUAACAGAACCGGCUUCCAAACCCGCAAGACUCACCAGUGUAUUGCAGAAGGCCAUCGAGAUCGAAGCUGCCUUGGACACCCACAAAUCUGACGUUAGCGACACCCCAAAGAGUAGUUUCACGUUCAACGUUUCGCCGUCCGUGUUUACCAGCCCCGCCAAAUCUGUAUUGAAGCCAUCGCUGAUCUCAAAGCCGAUACGGAGCCCGAUGCGGUCGGGUCACUCUAUGGAAGGAGGUUACUUCGACGCUGUGUUCAACAUCCCAACCGUCCCCCGUCUCCAGUCCACUGACCUCGAGAUGCAGCUUCGCAAAGGACUCAAACGGUCAAAUGCAAGCGUUGCGGCCUACCGCGAUGAAGCCACUACUCCAUCCAAUAAGGUUUCCGAUUUGGCCAACUUCUUCGACAAGAUGCACUUGAACCAGUUGUCGAUGGAGUUUGAGCUCCAGAGAGAGAACGAGAGACGCAAGCUCAAAAAGUACCGCGCCAUUCCGAUCUUGUCCUCCAAGCCGCGGGUGGAGGUGUACAAGAAGAUCGAAGACGCGGUGGUAGGGGAAGUCGACCUUGUGCUAAACAACGAAGAAGGCCAGGCAGGCAAGCGAGCCAAACCAAACGAGCUGGUCCGGUUUGAAGGUUUGCGAACUCCCAAUUUGGGAUCAGAAAGGUUUGAUAGCAAGCCGAUCAAGGAGCUCGCGAUCGGGAUGCGAAGCAGGGCCAACUCCUUCGGAGCCAAUGAGGCUGAGUCGAUUGAGAACGCGAGCGAGAAGAAGCAGAUUGAACCUGGCUCGCUUGAGGAAUUCGGCCCCCACAGUCACGCGAUUGAGACCACUGAAAAGGUUUCGUUACUAAAGACCUUGACGAAUUUCUGGGCCGAUAGGUCCGCCACCUUGUGGGAGCCUCUCGACUACCCAAUGGCCUCAUCCGAGCACACGUUUGCGGACUCAGAGGUGAUUGUGAGGGAGGAUGAGCCUUCAUCGUUGAUUGCCUUCUGCUUGAGUACAGCUGACUACAAGCAGAAAAUCCAGCGGAUGAAGGAGGACAACCCCGACAGAGCCACCCUUGCAAAAGAAGUGAAUGUUUCGAGCGCCGCCUCCGUUGCUAUGUCUACCUCGACCAUAGGCAAGCCGGUAGUCACUGGACCGCCGCCUGCUGCAACCGCCGCCACGUUCAAAGCGGAUGUGACGUCCACCGACCAUUCGGCGAACCAGGCCGCCAGAGCCAAUGCCAACCUCAGGGAUACCACCGCUAAGAAGGAGGUGCAGUUUGCCAAGUUGGAGAAGCGGUUCAAGGUAUCGUCAGAUCACGACGAGACGGAGAUCGAGAAGGUCAUGGCCAAGAAAACCGCCGCGCACUUGAAGUACCAGUUUGUGGACGGCCAGUCGAUUCUCUCGUGCAAAAUUUUCUACUCGGAGCAGUUUGAGGCGUUCCGAGAGGCAUGUGGGUGCGAUGUAAACUUUGUGCAGAGCUUGUCCCGGUGUGUCAAAUGGGAUUCGUCAGGGGGUAAGAGCGGAUCGUCGUUUUUGAAAACCUUGGACGACCGUUUCAUCAUCAAGGAGCUCUCCAAGUCGGAGUUGGAAUCGUUUGUGGCUAUUGCUCCGUACUACUUCAAAUACAUGUCGCAGUCAAUGUUCAACACGUUGACCACCGCCAUCGCCAAGAUUUUUGGGUUUUACCAGAUUUACAUCAAAAACCCGAUCACUAAUAAGAACUUCAAGAUGGACUUUCUCAUCAUGGAGAAUGUGUUUUACGACAAGAAGCCCACCCGGAUUUUUGACUUGAAGGGUUCGAUGCGCAACCGCCAUGUGGAACAGACCGGGAAGGAGAACGAGGUGUUGCUAGACGAGAAUAUGGUGGAGUACAUCUAUGAGUCUCCGGUGUUUGUGAAAGAGCACGCGAAGCGGUUGCUUAGAGGGUCGCUCUUCAACGACACGUCGUUUUUGUCGUCGAUGGAUGUGAUGGACUACUCGCUUGUGGUGGGCAUUGAUUCGGUCCACAAGAAGCUUUAUGUGGGGAUCAUCGACUGUAUUCGUACCUUUACCUGGGACAAGAAGGUGGAAAACUGGGUCAAGGGGACGAAUUUGAUGGGUGGAAAGAAGGGUAUUGAUCCGACAAUUGUGACUCCAAAGCAGUACCGUGUGCGGUUCCGAGAGGCGAUGGAGAGGUACAUCUUGGAGGUUCCCGAUUGUUGGUAUGAGGGAGGUAUCCAGGCCCGUGAGGAAUAAUAGAAGGCUCCGGGAAGGUUAUAAUACGCAUAUCCUUUGUAAUAUGAAAGAAAAUAAUAAAUUUAAGUUAUAAGGAAAA
Molecule: messenger RNA, 6920 nt
Organism: Babjeviella inositovora NRRL Y-12698
Lineage: Eukaryota; Fungi; Ascomycota; Pichiomycetes; Serinales
Gene: FAB1
Product: 1-phosphatidylinositol-3-phosphate 5-kinase
Exons: 1
Coding region: 128-6841 (2237 amino acids)
Biological process (GO): phosphatidylinositol phosphate biosynthetic process
Cellular component (GO): endosome membrane; fungal-type vacuole membrane
Molecular function (GO): ATP binding; metal ion binding; 1-phosphatidylinositol-3-phosphate 5-kinase activity
Source: RefSeq, a predicted model, not a curated record